Miscanthus lutarioriparius is the source of this 2184-nucleotide messenger RNA. The record is from the annotation of a GenBank genome assembly. Lineage: Eukaryota; Viridiplantae; Streptophyta; Magnoliopsida; Poales; Poaceae.
AUGGAGAGGCAGGGGCUUUUCACCACGGAGAAGCACGGUGGCAGGGCGCUCUACAGGCUCCACGCCGUCACGGUGUUCCUGGGGAUAUGCCUGCUGCUCUGCUACAGGGCGACGCACGUCCCGGCUGCCGGCACCGGCAGGGCGGCGUGGCUGGGGAUGCUCGCGGCGGAGCUGUGGUUCGCCUUCUACUGGGUCAUCACGCAGUCCGUGCGCUGGUGCCCCAUCCGCCGCCGCACCUUCGUCGACAGGCUCGCCGCCAGAUUUGGAGAACGGCUUCCCUGUGUGGACAUCUUCGUAUGCACAGCGGACCCACAAUCGGAGCCACCAAGCCUUGUCGUGGCCACAGUCCUGUCACUCAUGGCAUACAACUACCCACCUGAGAAGCUAAGCGUGUACCUCUCAGACGACGGGGGCUCCAUUCUCACUUUCUACGCCAUGUGGGAGAUCUCCGCCUUCGCGAAGCACUGGCUUCCAUUCUGCAGGCGAUACAACAUUGAGCCACGCUCACCGGCCGCUUACUUUGCGGCGUCAGAUAAGCCUCAUGAUCCACACGCCUUAGAAGAGUGGUCAUCCGUCAAAGACCUCUAUGAAGAAAUGACAGAGCGGAUCGAUUCCGCUGCUAGGUCAGGCAAGGUUCCUGAAGAAAUCAAAGUAAAACACAAAGGAUUUUCAGAGUGGAAUGCAGGUCUUACCUCAAAGGAUCACCACCCAAUUGUUCAGAUUCUGAUCGAUGCGAAAGACAAAAAUGCAGUUGACAAUGAAGGAAAUGUACUGCCAACACUGGUGUACAUGGCACGAGAGAAGAGGCCUCAAUACCACCAUAACUUCAAAGCUGGGGCAAUGAACGCUCUGAUAAGGGUGUCAUCAGUGAUAAGCAACAGCCCUAUCAUCAUGAAUGUGGACUGCGAUAUGUAUUCAAACAACAGAGAUUCAAUUAGAGAUGCAAUGUGCUUCUUCCUUGAUGAAGAAAUGGGUCACAAAAUCGCAUUUGUGCAGUACCCUCAGAACUACAACAAUAUGACCAAGAACAACAUAUAUGGUAACUCCCUCAAUGUCAUCAAUGAGGUGGAGUUGAGCGGUCUGGACACUUGGGGUGGGCCAUUGUAUAUUGGCACUGGAUGCUUCCAUAGAAGGGAGACCCUAUGCGGCAGGAGGUUCACCAAAGACUACAAGGAAGACUGGGACAGAGGAAUCAAGACAGAGCACUGCAUAGACAAGACUGAAGAGAAAGCAAAGUCGUUAGCAACUUGCACCUACGAACAUAACACGCAGUGGGGAGAUGAGAUGGGAUUGAAAUAUGGCUGUCCAGUGGAAGAUGUCAUCACCGGACUGGCAAUACAUUGUAGAGGAUGGAAGUCGGUCUAUAGCAAUCCCCCAAGAGCAGGAUUUAUCGGUGUAGGGCCAACAACACUUGCUCAGACAAUACUGCAACACAAGCGAUGGAGCGAGGGUAAUUUCACUAUUUUUGUUUCAAAGUACUGUCCCUUCUUAUUUGGACGUGGAAUAACCAAGUUACCCCAUCAAAUGGGCUACUCAAUCUACGGUUUAUGGGCACCAAACUCACUGCCUACGUUGUAUUAUGCUGUCAUCCCUUCACUAUGCCUACUCAAGGGCACCCCAUUAUUCCCUGAGAUAAUGAGUCCGUGGAUCACACCUUUCAUAUAUGUCUCAGUUGUGAAGAAUAUCUACAGCGUAUAUGAGGCAUUAUUAUGUAGAGAAACAUUGAGAGGAUGGUGGAAUGCACAAAGGAUGUGGAUGGUCAAAAGAAUAACCUCGUACCUCUACGGCGUCAUUGACACCAUCAGGAAGGUGUUAGGACUGUCACAGAUGGGGUUUGUAGUUUCACCAAAGGUAAGCGAUGAAGAUGAAUUGAAGAGGUAUGAGCAAGAAAUCAUGGAAUUUGGAACGUCGUCGUCGGAAUACGUGAUCAUCGCGACCAUUGCACUACUGAACCUUGUGUGUCUGGUCGGAGGACUAUAUCAAAUAAUCCUGGCAAGUGGCGAGAAUAAAAUGGCAUUGAAUGUAUUUUUCCUCCAGGUCAUUCUGUGCGGGGUGCUAGUGAUCAUCAACAUCCCAAUCUAUGAAGCAAUGUUCCUCAGGAAGGACAGAGGGAGAAUACCGUUCUCAGUCACCCUAGCCUCCAUUGGCUUUGUGAUGUUGGCCCUCUUUGUGCCAUUCUUUUGA